AUGUCGCCGGCGAUCUGGUCGGACAUGCUCUUCGACCUCCUCGCCACCGUCUUCCACACCUUCAACGACCCAGCUGACAUCGUCCGCUGCGGCGCCGUCUGCCGCUCCUGGCGCGCCGCCGCCGCGUCCGUCGGCGAGCGACACCCGCUGUUCUCGCGCCGCCCUCCGCCGCCGUGCCUAAGGCUGUGGCUGGGAAGCUCCCACGGCUGGAUCAUCACGGCCGACGCCGACUCCGCCGAGGUGCGCCUCGUCAACCCCGUCACCGGCCAGCAGAUCGACUCGCUCCCGCCGGUGGACACCAUCGAGCACGUGAGGCGCUGCCAGAGCGCCGACUACGACUACGAGAUCGUCCAGUACAAUUGGACCAUGGCGCAGCGCCACGACAAUCCACCCACCGAGGCGAAGGCCGGUGAGCUCGCCGGGUACCUCCACCAUCGCGCGUUCCUGUCGUCCGACCCGUCAUCGGACGCCGCCGCCGGCUGCUGCACCGUCGUUCUGCUCCACCGGCCCAGGUACGAGCUCUCCUUCGCGCGGCUGGGCAUCGACGAGCGCUGGGCCUGGGUCCGGCUGCCGGACUCAGACUUCUACACCGACGUCUUCUACAACGACGGCGACGGCAUGUUCUACGCACUCACGCACCAAGCCGGCAUCCACGCCUACGACUUCUCCGGCGGGCCCUCCGCCGUGCGCCGGACGAUCGUUCUGGCCAACCAGAUAUACGGCAUCAUCCACACCGAGACCAAAUACCUCGUCCGCGCCCCCGGCGGCGGCGGCGGGUGGCUGCAGGUGUGGAAGAUGAUGGAGCCCGUGCGCGGGGCGGACGGCGCCAUGACGCACAUGUUCGAGACGGUGUGGAUCAAACUGUACCGGGUCGACCUCGCGGCGCAGCGGCUGGAGGAGACGGCGACGCUCGGCGACGGCGGCCACGCGCUGUUCAUCGGGUGCAACCAGCCCUUCUGGGUGCCGGCCGCCGGCGACGGCGUGCUGCCCAACCGUAUCUACUACACAGAUAACGGAGAGGACUACGCGCUGCUCCACCCGGAGGGUCCCCGGGACAUUGGCGUGUACAGCGUCGCCGACGGCAGCUUCUCGCCGCUGUGCCCAGCACAGCCAUGGCUAACUUGCCCAUUGCCGACUUGGAUUGUUCCAAGCUUUGGCUACUACCGCCAAAUGAAGAAAUGA
Molecule: messenger RNA, 1182 nt
Organism: Oryza brachyantha (malo sina)
Lineage: Eukaryota; Viridiplantae; Streptophyta; Magnoliopsida; Poales; Poaceae
Product: putative F-box protein At5g55150
Exons: 3
Coding region: 1-1182 (393 amino acids)
Molecular function (GO): protein binding
Source: RefSeq, a predicted model, not a curated record